AUAAAAGCGUUCCGUAGACGGAGAUUGCUUCUAGUAUUUCCUGGCGCCAUGUCUUCGGCAUUCGUCCUAACUUUCUUCUCUCUUCUGAUAUGCGUCGAUCUCUCGGCAGUACAAGACGAGAAAAGAAUAUUCGGAGGAAGAUUCGCCAAUCCGGGAGAAUUUCCUUGGAUGGUAUUCAUCAGAUUGACCGAUGAACUGAAUUGUAGCGGGUUCCUGAUUUCUCCGUCCUACGUGUUGACUGCGGCUCAUUGCAUGAUCAGGCCGUUGGAAGAGAUGUGGGCAAAAAUAGGAACGGUGGAUCGAGAAGAGGGCCAAGAAUAUCGAUUUCGAUCGUCCCGGGUGCAUCCGGAUUACAGUAACCUGACCUACCACGGGGACAUCGCUCUCCUGAAGUUAACUUCUCCCGUAGUCUUCGACCGAAACAUCGAUAGGAUCUGCUUGGCUAACGAUCGAAACUACUAUCGAGGGAAUACUCCCGUAUUGCAGAUGGGAUGGGGAAGAUUCUCUAACGAAACCGCGGAAGUAACCAGAAUUCUGAAAGUGACCGAAGAAGGAUAUAUUUUCGAUCACGGAGAUUGCUCGGACAUGUUCGCUUUUUUCAAUUAUACCUUAUGGGACGGAACCGUCUGUAUUAAAAAUUCCGGAAGCGAAGGAGUGUGCGAAGGCGAUUCGGGAGGACCUUUGGUAACGAGAAACGGCAACUCGUACACGGCCAUCGGGUUGGAGUCGAUAGGAUUUUACGAGAACUGCACGGUGGAUAACAGUUUCGCGGAAGUAUUCACCGAUCUGUUGUAUCAUCGUCAGUGGAUCGUCGACAACGUAGACGAAACCAUUUGUCAACAAUGACCGUUCUUCUCGAUCAUCGGCACUAAAUAAAUUUCCCGAAAGAUAUUUCUGGUAAAAAAUCCUACAGUGGAAAUGGCAUAAAGAAUAAAUAAUUCAUAACCUCCUUCA
This is a messenger RNA of Centruroides sculpturatus (bark scorpion), 954 nucleotides long. RefSeq names its product transmembrane protease serine 11D-like. NCBI's taxonomy places the organism in Eukaryota, Metazoa, Arthropoda, Arachnida, Scorpiones, Buthidae. The transcript has 7 exons. Gene Ontology annotation, biological process: proteolysis. Bases 49 to 846 code for a protein of 265 amino acids. The record is from RefSeq and is a predicted model, not a curated record. Gene Ontology annotation, molecular function: serine-type endopeptidase activity.